Molecule: messenger RNA, 1389 nt
Organism: Clavispora lusitaniae ATCC 42720
Lineage: Eukaryota; Fungi; Ascomycota; Pichiomycetes; Serinales; Metschnikowiaceae
Gene: HST3
Product: NAD-dependent histone deacetylase
Biological process (GO): regulation of DNA repair; pericentric heterochromatin formation; replication-born double-strand break repair via sister chromatid exchange
Cellular component (GO): mating-type region heterochromatin; nucleus
Molecular function (GO): NAD+ binding; histone deacetylase activity, NAD-dependent
Source: RefSeq, a predicted model, not a curated record
AUGAAAAGCAUAUAUCUUCCUGACUCGAGCAAUGUCUCGGCGGAAGACGCAAUCAAACUUCACGAAGUUGCUAAGACCAUUUUCAAAGCAAAAAAAACAAGCAUACUAACAGGAGCCGGGAUUUCAUGUAACGCCGGGAUUCCUGAUUUCCGUUCCGACGAAGGUUUGUACAAUAUUGUCAAAGCCAAGUAUCCUACCAGUUUCAUCAAGGGUCAGGAUUUGUUUGAUAUCUCUUUGUUCCGAAAUGCCACUACCUUGUCCAUUUUCUGCACUUUUAUGGAGGGUCUUUACCAACAUUCUUUGCGGGCCAAAGCUACAGAAACCCACCGAUUCAUCAAAACCUUGAAGGAGAAAAACAAACUCCUCAGGUGCUACACACAAAAUAUUGACAGUUUAGAGAAAACCAUAAAUCUCAACUGCGGUAUAGAUGUAUCUAAAUUCAGUGAAAUUGGAAGCACCUCUGGUAGGUCUUUCCGAGAGAACUGGAACAGUUUGGAUGUUGUGCAGUUGCAUGGAAACUUGCAUAAGCUCUGUUGUACCCAGUGCUUCUCCCGCUAUGAUUGGACGCCGCAGAAUCAGAAGAUGUUAGAAAACGGCCAAUACCCCGAGUGUGAAAAUUGUCAUCUCAAAUACCAAGAAAGGUUGUACUCAGGAAAAAGAUUGACAGGCAGCAUUGGGAUUUUGCGCCCGGACAUAGUUCUCUAUGGAGAGAACCAUCCACAAGCUGAAAUUUUGGCCCGUGGAUUGAAUAUUGAUAUUGGCAUGAAGUGUGACUGUCUUCUAAUCAUGGGUACUUCUUUGAAAGUAGACGGUGUCAAGAAAUUGGUGAAGAGUCUUGCGAAAAGUAUCCGUGAACGGGGAGGAAAAGUCAUAUUCGUCAACAAGACUCCUUUAUCAAAACAAUGGGCCAAUCUAGUUGACUUUCAAGUCCUUGGGGAUUGUGAUGCUUUUGUCAGACGUUUAAAGACAGAGAUUCCUGACUUAUUCUUGACACAAGAGCAACUUGACUCCAAGAGACUUCUAACAAAGAGCUACCCCGUUGCUGUCAAGCAAGAACUUACCAAAAAAUUUGUCGAAUCGAUCAAGAAGGAGAUCAAGCUAGAAGUGAAGUCGGAGCCGGUUCUUACUCCACCCUCAACACCGAGUAAGAAUCGCACUGUCCUUUUACCAAAGACACGAAAAAGGCCGUCGCUCAAAAGAACCAAUACCAGGAACGCUAAUGAGAAGAAGAUUACUUUACCCUCUCCUGAGUCUAGCUUUUCUGACAACAUCAAGGUUGAAAGUGAAAGUACUGUGACUACGGACUGUGAUGAAGAUGUUUCUUUGGAAAACUUUGGCGUGGUACAUCUGUGUGCCGCACCUUACCACAAACGUAUCAAAAUCGAAUAG